GGCGCGCAGGGAUUCGGGGGCAAAGCGCGGCCCCGCGAGCAGUUGCGGCGGGAGAGCGGCGGCCCAGAGCCUGAUCGCCCGCUCCCGCGCCGCCCGCCUCCCCGCCGCUCCCGCCGCCGCGCAGCCAUGUCCGAAGAGAAGCCCAAGGAGGGGGUGAAGACGGAGAACGACCACAUCAACCUGAAGGUGGCCGGGCAGGACGGCUCCGUGGUCCAGUUCAAGAUCAAGAGGCACACGCCGCUGAGCAAGCUGAUGAAGGCCUACUGCGAGAGGCAGGGCUUGUCGAUGAGACAGAUUAGGUUCAGGUUUGACGGGCAGCCGAUUAACGAGACGGACACCCCCGCGCAGCUGGAGAUGGAGGACGAGGACACCAUCGAUGUGUUCCAGCAGCAGACGGGAGGCGCACGGGAGAGCGGCUGGCCCUAAGGGUGCCGCCUCUGCAGGGACCGUCCCCACGUGUCCUCGUGCUCGCACCUGCUGUGGAAUAGUGAACCCGUGACCAUGCCAAUCACAGAGGAGUCUGCGCAAACCCGAGGACAGUCACCAGAAUUGCUUUCCUCUCUGACGUUUUGCAAGGGCAACUCAGAACUCUGCGGGGGGAGGGCGCCCACAGCUGAAGUCAGGCCAGUCACACUUGUCUUUGUUGGGGGGAAAGGAGUGGUGAGGGUUUUGGGGUUCGUUUGCUUUCAUUUUUGUUUUUUCGUCCCUCUAACUUUUGCCCCCAAAUGUGUGGUGUGAAUGUCCACUUUUAGUCUAGAUGGGGAUCUGACCCCAGGUGUUGACCCCCCACCCCCACCCCCACCCCACUGUUUAUUCCAGUGGAGACCUCACGGCACCACAGCGUGGGGCUGCUUCCGUUGGAUGAGUUUUGGGGCCGGUUUGGGGAUGGGAAACAAUCUUUCACGAUGUCAUACAGGCACAGGUAUUUGAAAUGGUAAAUACUGCAUUUCAGGAAAGAGUAAAGUCAGAGGGAAAAUACUGGAAGGCCUUUUAAAAGGUGAAAAGGAAAAUAAGCAGGUCUUUCAGACCCUUGGCCCCGACGGAGAAGGAAGCCACCCCCACGCGUCUCACUGGGCCCUGGGGCCGUGGCCGCCCGUUUCUCCUCUGGGCAGUUAAGGCCUCUAUACAAAAUCCGGAUUCAGCACUGCUGAGUUUGCAGCUGUUUUUGCGUGGAAGACCUGCCUCAGAGUGUGUUGGCGGUGGAGCCCCUGCAGCGGUGACUUGGCGUUGCCCUCGUGGACGUGGGCUGCGCUGCUUUCCCAGUAGGUGUGGGGUGUACGCUUUAGGACGGGGUUUCGUUCUCUACCAGUUACACAGCUGCUUCUCCUGCUGCUGCGUGCACGCCCACUGCCGCCGGUCCUAGUCCCCGAGCGGACCGCGACAGCGUCCCUCACCUGCCUGAAAUCUUGCCGAAGGCCUUUGCGUUUCCUUUGUGUUCUGCUGUCCGGGCGAGGGUGGGAGGUCGGCUGGCUCUGUUCUGUGUAUUCACCAAUUUGUACACGAUUUGUUGUCCUUUGCUACUGUAAACAGUAAAUAUAGUUUGCUAUUCUGUC
Nyctereutes procyonoides (raccoon dog) is the source of this 1553-nucleotide messenger RNA. RefSeq names its product small ubiquitin like modifier 3 (gene SUMO3). The coding region runs from base 127 to 426 and encodes 99 amino acids. Gene Ontology annotation, biological process: protein sumoylation. The record is from RefSeq and is a predicted model, not a curated record. NCBI's taxonomy places the organism in Eukaryota, Metazoa, Chordata, Mammalia, Carnivora, Canidae. Gene Ontology annotation, molecular function: protein tag activity; ubiquitin-like protein ligase binding. Gene Ontology annotation, cellular component: nucleus. The transcript is spliced from 4 exons.